This is a messenger RNA of Perca fluviatilis (European perch), 4329 nucleotides long. RefSeq names its product interleukin 2 receptor, beta (gene il2rb). Lineage: Eukaryota; Metazoa; Chordata; Actinopteri; Perciformes; Percidae. Gene Ontology annotation, cellular component: external side of plasma membrane. The transcript has 10 exons. Gene Ontology annotation, molecular function: cytokine receptor activity; protein binding. The record is from RefSeq and is a predicted model, not a curated record. Gene Ontology annotation, biological process: immunoglobulin mediated immune response; cytokine-mediated signaling pathway. The coding region runs from base 246 to 1946 and encodes 566 amino acids.
GCACUCAAAGAAGAGAGAGGGGUGAGAGUGAGGAGACAGAGGGAUGAGCAACAGAGAGAGAGAGAGAGAGAGAGAAAGAGAGAGUUGCACAAGUGAGCGAGAUAGUAAUGUGCGAGUAGAAAAGACAGAGGGACAGAAAGAGACAGAAGAAAAAGGACAUCUUUUAAACCCGUCUGUCCAGCAGAGGAGAGGACAAUGUGUUUCCUCUCAGAGACCCCCCUGCUACCCUAACUGACCCAAGGCUCAUGAGUCAUAUUGUGGUCAAGGCUAUGGAGAUCCUGGUGUCCUCAUACGUCCUGCUGGUUCUGGCUUCAGUGCACGCAGCCCAAUCUCACAAAGGCUCGCAAGGACUCUCCUGCGUAAAUGACUUUGUCAACAAUGUCAGCUGUACAUGGGACAGCUCUCCAGUGGCUCCUGGUGUGGACUGCUGGAUCGUUGGUGUGAAGACAACCUGGAUCUCUGAGAACUACCGGAGACUACGCGUAAAAAUGAGUCGAUGCUGCAAGCUAAAACAACACAGAAACUCUCUUCCAGGCUGCAGUUUUGUCUUUGAAAAUGAAGAAUUCAACAGUUUUUCAGACAUGCCGUACAUCAGUGUGAAGUGUAACGGGACGUUGGUGGAGAACAUCACAAACUAUUCACCAUACAAUCACAUCAAAAUGCAUCCUCCAGGAGUUCCCAAUGUCAGCAGUACUGCCAAUGAGACCAGGAUAUCAUGGAGUCAAGGCAGUCGUCCCUCUGACUUCUUCACAUCCUUUCACUUCGAAGUUCAGAUCAAAGAGAAAAAACAGACAUGGAACGAGGCCAGGACUUUGUACACACAAGAAGAAGAGCUUAGGAUAUCUGCUUGGAAACUAAAGGGGCACCACGAGGUCAGGGUGCGAGUCAAACCCACUGAACCAGCCAUUUGCCACUGGAGCAACUGGAGUCCAACAACAGCCUGGGUGGGAGCGACAGACAUGGUGGAAACAUCACAGGAUCAUGAGUGGCUUCUGUUUCGGACAUCAUUGGUAAUAUGCGGAGUGAUGUUGAGCUUGGGUCUCAUCAUUGUAAUGCUGGUCGUUUACAGGAGUUGUGCAAGCAGGGGGCUCUUCAAAGGGAAGCCAGUACCAAACCCUUCGAAAUACUUCCACACUCUCCACUCUGUCCAUGGAGGAAAUCUAAAGAAAUGGCUGAAUCCUCUCUCAGCUUCUGAGUCGUUCUUCAUGGCCCCGCCAUGCGACAGCAUCUCCCCGGUUGAUUUGUGCGAAAGCUGGGAUGUGGUCACCUCCACCUCUCCCUCCUCCAGCACCACCAGCGCCCUGCUUCACUUCAGGAGAUACCCCUCGGCUAGCUCAGCCACCAGCGGGGUUGUUGACCAUUUCUCCUACUCCUCUUCAUCCUGCUUUUCUAACAAGGGCUACUUCAUGUCCACCUCCUCCGGGAGCUCAGCUCGAUCUGACCCCAAUCCUGCCUACUUCACCUAUAAUGAUGAUUUCUACAAUCUGCACAACAGCCACAACCUUCACAUCUCCCUCUGCCCUUCGUUCGACAACUCUCUGAGGUCUGAGAGCUUGAAGAGGGAGCCGCAGAGUCCAGACUCUGGCUUUGGCCUCGGAAAGGAAGAUGAAGAAGGCAAGGACGAUAAAAUGGUCGUGGAUGUGGAAGGGAAAGAGGUUUCGAAUGAUCACCAUAGCUCUCCUCUUAUCAUUCUCCCUCUCCAUCUUCCUUCCCGGAUGUGCCCCCCCUCCUCUACUCCACCCCCUCCUAACGCUCCCAGUUUAACUCUGAUACCCUCUGAUAGCGAACAGGAAGAUGUACCUGUGGUGGCUAGUAGUGGCAGCUACGCGGCCUGGCCUAUGGCUGAUGCCAUGUGCAGGUCUUCCUCCAUGCCUGUGGAGCCCUGUAAAACAGGGUAUCUGACCCUCAAAGAGCUCCAGACAACAUUCAGCAAUAAAUCCAUCUAAAAACGUACCUGGAAGAAUCCCUGUGCGAUCAUUUUAAAAUGGAAUGUGUUUGCAUAACUAGCGACCUGAUUGUUUAUUCUAAUCUGAUUGCGAAAGUGAGUAUCUCUGACACAACAGCGUUGUGCAGUUUUGACAAAGAAAAAGAAAUGCAUUCAUGCAAAUUCAAUGAUUUUCAAGCUUCAAACUUGCAGUGAUUCGUCAGUUGGUCACAUGGGGGCAGCAGAACAAGACUGGGCUAUAUUAGCAUUCCUUUUGAGUCGUGUUUCUGGCCACUUGAUUAAUGUAAAUCCAAUAUUAAUUCACUUUUUGUUGCAUUUUUGCUGAAAAAAAGCAAACAACGUUAAUAAAAGCAGUGAGAGUGAACCAAAACAGUAAAGUUGUGGAGCUGGAAAUCUGCAGGGUCGGGUGAUAAUUCUGUGCUGGUACAACGCAAUAAAAGACGUUCCACAUUACACAGUCUUUUGAUAAAAAAAAUGAUUGGAGCAGCUUUUAAAUGAACUUAUAAAAACUGACAUUGUUCUGUCAUUGUUGCUAUAUUCACUCCAAAUCAACAUUUGAUUGACUUUGCUUACUAAGAACAAUAGGAAUUUGUCUUCAUGAGAUUGGUGUAAAUGAAGAGUUCCGAGGGACGGUCUGCCACAGCAGGUUCAAGAACAACCUGACUUUAAAAGAACAACCUGACUUUGAAUCCAAUGUGAAGGGAUAGAGCCAGAUAUUAGGGCUGGGUGUAUUGAUCUAAAUAUCGAUAGUAUCGAUACCAAGAUGAGUAUUGGUAUCGGAUCGAUACUGUCGUGAUGAGAUCGAUACCUCUCUCUCUCUCUCUCUCUCUCUCUCUCUCUCUCUCUGCCUCCUCCCCCUCCCUGCUCUGCAGGCAGAGAGUGAAGAGUCAGAACAGUGAGAGAAGCCCAUGAUGAUGGCGGAAAGAAAGCGAAGCGCUGUGUGGAGUUUAUUCACUCUGAUACGGACACUGCCACAUGUGAUGUGUGCAAAAAAAGUAAUUUGCCACUGUGGUAACACCACCAAUUUGCAUAAACACAUUAAGCAGUUCACCCGAGAGAGAACUCCGAGCUGCAAAAAAAGUUGAGGAAGGAGGAGGAGGGGGGAGAAACCCAAAGAAGAAAGGAUCUUUGUCCUGUGUUUUAUCAUAAUCAUAAUCAACUAACUAAAGGCAAAAUCACAAAAUUAUUCAAUGAUCGUGACGUUACAAGUAAAAAGUAUCGGUAUCGGCCAUACCAGCCCUGUAUUUACUUGGUAUCGGAUCGAUACCAAAAUUCCCAGAAUCGCCCACCCCUACCAGAUAUAUGAGGGCGAGUAAAAAUCAACCAGUUUGGCGCCUGGGUAGCUCACCUGGUAGAGCCCGCGCCCAUAUACAGUACAGAGGCUCAGUCCUUGGCGUGGCAGCCGCAGGUUCGAUAUGGACCUGCUGCGGCCCUUUGCUUCAUGUCAUUCGCCCUCUCUCUACGCUUUCAUGUGCUGUCACAAAUGAAGGCCCAAAAUGCCAAAAGAAAUAAUCUUUAAAAAAUCAACCAGUUGUGUAUACUGUUGUAGAAUGGUGUAUGGUACCUAAUUGUUGAAUGUGUACAAUACUAUACGUUGAACUUUUUUUUCAUUGGCUUUAUUUGCAUUAGUGUUUAAAUAGAUAUUAAACAUUGCACGAAUCAGAGCGUGAAAGUAGACAUUACUUUAAACUAAAUGCUACUGUCCGUUAUUAAUGACUGACACAGUUUUGUAGUUUGCUUUUUAUUACUUUAACUUAAAUCCUACAAAGACAUUACAUUGUAAGAGCUCUUUAAAUCUACAAAUAUUAUCGCAAAAUAAAAAAUUCUUCAUUCCUGCAGGCAGAUCUGGGAUUUUUUUAAGCAGCAAAACGUGAUUUAAAUGUGUUUUGAUUAUGUAAAUAGUGAUACAUUUUUUUUAAUGAAGAACGUAUGAGCAUCACUUUAGAGUCGCAUCAUGCAAAAAGACAUAUUUGUCGAAUAUGACAUCUGUACUGGCUCGCAUGACUCAAGCUGUUGAAUACAUUAAAUGAAUAGAUUUUAGUCUGUACUUAUCUACUGUCAAAAUGAAAGGCAGCUGGUUUGUCAUUUGUUUGUACAUCUUUAUAAAGGAUUUCAUGCUGUUUAAGAGAUCAAAUCAACUCCUAAUUAAUCAUCAUUAAUCAUGUUUCCACCUGGUAAAGUUUACUAUCUACAAUAAAUAAAAGAUCUUUGUGUGUACAAGCAUUGGUAUCAUAUUUAUUAGAUUGCUAUUUCUAGAUUCAUGUAAAUCAUUGAGGUCAGUGGUAAAUGCUGGUGCUCUUUUCGCCACACAUGCAGUUUAUUUCCGUUGCACUCAGUGACAUCUGUGCAGAGACCAAACAAAAUAAAACUUCUGGUAAAAAUGG